Messenger RNA from Cajanus cajan (pigeon pea), 1059 nucleotides. RefSeq names its product xyloglucan endotransglucosylase/hydrolase 26 (gene XTH26). Gene Ontology annotation, biological process: cell wall biogenesis; xyloglucan metabolic process. The record is from RefSeq and is a predicted model, not a curated record. Gene Ontology annotation, cellular component: cell wall; apoplast. Lineage: Eukaryota; Viridiplantae; Streptophyta; Magnoliopsida; Fabales; Fabaceae. Gene Ontology annotation, molecular function: hydrolase activity, hydrolyzing O-glycosyl compounds; xyloglucan:xyloglucosyl transferase activity.
AAUCAAUCCAUAGAACACCAAAUUGAGGUAGAAGUUAUUCAUGGGUGUUAACAUGGCAAAAUUUGAAAAGUUGUUGGUAGCUUUGUUCCUCUUUGCUGUUGCACCUUGCAUAGUCUUUGUGGAUGCCACCUUUUCCAAAAGCAUGUACAUCACUUGGGGUUCUCAACAUGCAUCAAUGCAGGGUGAAGACCUCCAACUUGUGUUGGAUCAAACCUCAGGAUCCGCAACUCAGACAAAGAAAGCAUUCUUAUUUGGAAGUAUUGAAUCACGAAUCAAGCUGAUACCUGGUAAUUCUGCGGGAGUAGUUACUGCUUAUUAUCUAUCCUCUACAGGAAGCCAACAUGAUGAGAUAGAUUUUGAGUUCUUGGGCAACAUUUCAGGACAACCAUACAUUGUCCAUACAAACAUAUAUACACAAGGAAAUGGAAGCAGGGAGCAACAAUUUUACCUCUGGUUUGACCCAACUACUGAUUUUCACAAUUACACCAUUCACUGGAACCCUACUGAAGUUGUGUGGUAUAUUGAUAGUAUACCAAUUAGGGUGUUCCGAAACUAUGAAAAUGAGGGCAUUGCAUACCCAAACAAGCAAGGAAUGAGGGUUUAUACCAGCCUGUGGAAUGCAGAUGAUUGGGCCACUAGAGGUGGGCUUGUAAAGACCAAUUGGAGUGGUGCACCAUUCAUAGCCAAAUUGAAUCAUUUUAGACCAAGGGCUUGCAAGUGGAAUGGAGCAGUGAGCAUCAACCAGUGUGCCUUAAAUAUCCCUUCCAAUUGGUGGACUUCUCCCACAUACAAGCAAUUGAGUUAUGCCCAGUUUGGCCAGUUGAAUUGGGUCAGAAACAAUUACUUGAUCUAUGAUUAUUGCAGAGAUACCAAAAGAUUCAAUGGACACAUGCCCCCUGAAUGUUUCAAAUCACAAUUCUAAACAUGAAGAAAGCUGAAACGUGUUUUUUUUCUUUUCAUUUAUUGCUUUUGUCUCAUUUGUUUGUGUUCCAAUCUCUGUGAUUUCAUUCUUGUUAACCAAUUGAGUUGAAUAAUAUAUACUGGUUUUGUGUAUUGUAA